UAUACUUUAACUAUUUUUUUAUAGCUAAAAAGAACAAACCAUCGACUCGGAGUCGGAUCGAGUCAACAAAUCGAAAACGCUAUUAAUCUCAAUCUUUAGUCUGAUACGGGCUUUACAGAUCAAAGAAAAACAACCGGAUAAAAGUGUAGAAAGUGUAGAAAGAACAGGAUCUAGAUCGGAUCCAAUUGCUUCCUUGUUUUAUUACGCCAAUUAUUUCUUUAAUUUCCUAAAAAUCACAAAUCUAACGUAGAAAUACAUUGUCAAAUAAUAAACGUAACUGUAAAAAAAAAUCACAUUACAUUCCUAAUUUCAGAAGUAUGUAAGUGUAGAAGACGAAGUUUGAGUGAGAACAUGAUAUGUUAGGUUAGACCAUGUAAAACGAGCGUGACUGGAUUGUGACUCGACCGGUCUCCAAUGACAAAUGAUUUUAGCAAUUAGGAGUCUUGGCAAUAUUGAUCCUUUAUUUAAAUCGAGCAAAACUGAAUUAAAUGACUGCUCCGUACACAAGAUAGUACAAAAUAGUUGCAGUUAAUACCAUUUUCCACGUUGUAAAUACAACGACAGUCAGGACCUGUCUUGACGGUGGGAUGCAAAGUUCUGAAAGGUCCGAUUUGCCGAAGCAGUUUGAUAAGAAGAAUGAAAAGGUUGUCGGUUCUCAAAUAGCAGAUAAAGACUUACGCAACUAAAGGAUAUUUUAACAUUACUCGAUAUAUUGCGAAAUAGGAAAACAAAUUGAGUAAAUUAAAUUGCAAAUAAUCUUAUUGAAAUAGAAAUGUCCGACACUUUGCAACAAGAGAAAAUGAAACCGCACGACGUGUUCAAAGAAUUGCAGACCUGUGAAAAAGAUAUACCGAUUUUCCGAAAAUUAAUACGUACUGCGCACGAUGUACCUUACGCGAGAGAAAGUGUGAGAGAAUGGCAGCCGAUUCUAACGCAUCUCCUUACGGAGAUAAUCAGUAACAAUUCCGAAUUGGGGAAUGAUCGCGUUUUUUUAGCGUGCCACGCGUUCCACGCUUUGCUUUCGAUACAAUGCGACUUGCAAUUUGUUAGAAGCAGCAUGAUUGACUUCCAAAGACUGGACUCGCGCGACUUGCGUUUCCUCGGCAAGCAAUACACCGUCUCCGAUCUCGAGCUCUUUAAGUUACUGAAUGUCUACGGAUAUCUGCAAGUGAGCCAGAAAGAUGUUCUCGAGAUGUCCUCCGAAUACGACGUUUACCAGAUUAUGUUUGACGUAAUAUAUAGAAAUUGUAUAAGAUAUACGAGACACACUUACCUCUCAUACAAAGUACUGUCCAUGUGGUUGAAUAAGAGACUGAAGAAUACGUUCGACGGGCGCUUUUUGGACAAACGCGAUCAUGUCUUGGAGCAAAAGUUGGAGGCUAUCAUAUUCUCCAAUUGGUCCAACGCCCUUGCUAAUUUAAGCAAGCAGAACGCAGAAAUUUUCAACACGUAUCUCCGGAUAAUGUCGCAGAAGUAUGACAAAACAUUUGUAGAUAGAGUAUGUAAUAUAUGUCUUACAGAUAUGUCGUGGCAAAACGAAAAGAAAUACGUUAUUUUGGCGGAAAUUUUUCAAGUACUCGACAAAGGCGAUAUUAUGAAGCACCGAUCGUCCGUUUCGUACGGAUUAUGCAAUAGCUUAACAAGAAACUCUUUGCGUUGCGGCGGUACGAAGCUUUAUCUGACGAUUUCGAAGAAACUGAACGAAGCUGAAUGGAAGAAAAUGUUCGGGAAAGCUAUGAAAUUCGUUAUUGACCGCUGGGAGUCGGGAAAGCAUGAGGAUCACAACGCUCUUCAAUCGUUGUUCCAAUACUGGCUCGAACCGACUAUUGAAACGUACAGGGACAUCGUGCGGUUUUUAUGGAAAUUGUGCGACAACACGCGGGGAUACUUUUUCCGUUCGCACCUGCAAAGAAUAGCCGCUAAAGUACGUGUAAAGCUACCGCAAAUGCACGACGUCGAUCAGUACAUAAACGACAAGGAGGAAAUCGUACGAUUGAACGCUUUUGCUGUGCUUUGUGAGCGCUUUGUCGAGCUGACUGAAAUUAACAAAGAUAAGGAUAGAUUCCUUUUGAUAAAACAAUUUCUGUGGUUUAACGCCAAUACCGCAACGAUUCUCAUGAGAGAAGGGAUAAUAAAAUAUUUCGGGAUAUUGUGCGCAAAUAUCUUUAAAGCUAUCGGUAAAGCCGACUGUGCACAAUCCAUUUUCGAGUUCCUGGAAUGGCUGCAUGAAUACUUCCUGGACUGUUUCGAAAUUGGCUCUUGUUAUCAACGCAAAAUCCUCGCUUUAAACUUAAAUAAAACUUUACUUUCUUUCACAAAUAAAAAUCCGAACAAGACCCAUGACCGUUUCUCAAGAAGAAAGAAGGCAUUCUUUUCCUGUGACUCCGUAAUCAACGAAUACUUGAAGACUACUGACAGUUGGAGGUUUACUAAUAAGGAAUCUUUCGUCUUGUUAUUAAGACUCGUGCUAGACUCUGCACUUGAUGUUAGACAAUUAGCUGCCACCCUCAUUUUGGAAUAUUUUGAAGAGAGUGCUUUGUCGAUCACGGAAAAGAGCAUACUCUACAAUUGUGCAUGGGAGUAUUGUAAUUCUUCGAAAUUCUACGAAAUUGAAAGCGGAGCAAUUCUCAUAAAGAUAAUAGUACAUUGGGCGCAACCCUUCAAUUCUAAAGAUGCAGCUGCAAUAUUUUCCGACAAUGAGCAUAAUGAUAUUCUCGCUUACUCGAGUUACUCGGAAUUUCUAUUGAACGAAGCUAAACGUCAGUUGGCACAGAUGAAAAGCGAUAUUUUAAAAGCCAUUGUCGAGAAUAGGCCUUUUUAUGGUGUGUUGACUGCUUUACUAGCAGUUGCUUUCCGAGGUGGAACAGAGGAUUGGGUCUUAAAACCAAAUUUUACGGAGGAAAUUCUCAAUCUUUUGGAAGACGCUGUUGAUUUCUUUUUAUCUACGUUUUCAACGAAAGCAUCGAACACAGUUUAUUCCUCCUCGUUUGCGGAGAUGGGAUUGGCUAUCGAUGAAAAGAUAAAGACCAGUGAAAUAGAGGAUAUUGAUUACGACGAGUUGCAAUUGUCUUCGGCACAUCAAGUGCUUAUCUCGUGUAUUUGGAUGUCUUUAAAGAUAUCAUGCGAGAUCGCUAGCGAAAUUGGGAUACUGAUGCAAUCUGAUGCACAAGUAAAACGUUCCAUGGACAUUAUCGUUACGGUACUACUGAAGUGUCGACAUAAAGGCGUGGUGGAGUGCGCUGGUGUAGCGAUUGCGAAUCUAUCCAGAUGUUUGUACAACAAAAAGGAGUAUUGCGAGCUACCACAAACACAUCUGACGUGUUUGUUGGAGGAGGAUACAGGAAAGUCGUUGCAUUUAACACGACGAGGGGCUGGAUUGUCGAUCAUGUUUCACAGAUUGGUCGUCAGCGACACCCGAAAGGAACGACCUGCAGUUCAUCUUGCAGUGCGGACAUUGUUGCACGCGCUGGAGAACUUCUCGGUGGCGGCCGUUAGAAACGUCGAGGCCGGAGAAGAGUCACCAUGGGCGAAACGCCUGCACUUCCUGCGCGCGCUAGUAGCCGACAAGGAGAUACACCCGCAAUUGGUUCCGUACAUGGAGGACAUUUGUCUAGCGUGUUUCAAAUACAUGAAAUCCGACGUUUGGAUCGUAAGGAAUGCGAGUUUGCAACUGUACGGCGCGGUGGUGCCGAGAUUGGUGGGGCAGUGCACCAGGAAAGGCGAUGAGACAUUUGACUUCGGCGAUGGUUACUCCUUCAAUCACUUCGUCACGCACUACCCGACACUGACGAGUCGCAUGUGGGCGCAGCUACGAGACGUCUCGGAGAUACGCGGAACUUCGAACGCGGCGUUGCGGGCCUACUCCAGCGUCGUGCAGACGCUCAUAGUGCUGUCGAAACUGUCGACAGGCAACUGCGAUCUCGUCGAUUAUCCCGCGAGGGUGGUCGCGACGAAAUUCAAACGUCUGUUGCUCGUUUUCCUGGGUAAUCCGAUGAUACACGUCAGACAAUUGGCCGCGAAAGCGUACACGGCUCUCACGCCUUUUAUCAGUAUCAACGGAUACGUAGACACGGAUGGAAGCAACAAUUCGGAGAUAGACGCGAUUAGGAAGAAGCUUCUUUCGAGCAGCGACGUUAACGUGGUGCACGGAUGCUUAUUAACUUGUGGAUAUUUGAGAGAAAAGUUCAUUCACGAUGCUCGCAAUAUAUCUCCCCUUUACGAGGAAACGCAAGAAGACUAUGGCAAGGUCAUUUGGACCGCAAAUUUUGGACCGAAUCGCUACCUCAGUAUAUUAGAGGCGUGGCAUAAUAUACGCCAGGAUGAAAAAGCUGCGCAACCGUGUUGGAUAUUGGAAACAUUGUUUCUACGGGAGUCACACCCCUCUUCACGCAUCACAGAUCGUCCCUCUUUCCUUUACGAUUUACCGAUAAUCGAAUACGUGGUAUCGUCGCAGAAAUUUCAACCCGGAUUUUUUCAGUUCGUUGGAUAUUCCGUACAGCUGCACGCGGCUUAUCUCAAAUCGCUGGUCGCAAAUGGAUGUAAAUUUGAUUUCGACCUCGAAGCAAUCCGCAAUAUUCUGAACUCGAGUUGCGCCGAGCAGGGUGUCGAAUUUUUAAGAAAUCUGUCGCACUGCGUCUUUUUACUGGAAUUUAUUCUCAAGUACUUGCUGUCGAUAAGGAGUAAUUGUCACCCGUUGCUUCUCGACGAAAUAAUAGCGUUUACAUUGCGAACCAUAAAGCACGCCAGCUUGGAGACUCACGUGCUGGAAUUCGACGAGACAAUAGAGGAGUUUAAUGAGAUGGCCGUCGCGAGUCCGAACGUAGCUCGCGUGAAGAAUUCGUUGAUCUUGGCAUUUUCUAAGCGCGAGACGUUGUUAAACGAGGUACUGUCGCACGUUUCCGAUAUAUGUAUAAAUGAGAGGCAGUCCGUGCGGCUGACAGCGGCGGAAUACAUCCAGCUUGCCCUGCACCGUUUCGCACAGCUGGUAUGCGACAAUAAGUUGACAGUUACACGAUGCUGCUUGAUUCUGAUGAAGGACGAGAUCGCGGAGAUACGCGAGAUGGUGUCGACGUCGUUGCAGAAGCACGUGCCCCACGUCGGUUCCACCUCACGUCGAUUGCAACACGAAGAACUGGUGUACCAACGGCUUUUAUCAGAUGUUAUUCGUCGUCAUGUCGCCAACGGCAGCGUAGACUUCGUACGAUAUUUCACACAUGCCAUCCGAGACGGCGAUUCCAGCGUGACGAUCGAAAAUCCGUUUCAUCAUAACGACAGUAUUUUCCAUAAGGAGGAAUUCAAGUUUUUAAACGUAUGCUUUCUUCACGAUCCUUCGGCCGGCUAUCGCAGCGAAGAUUCUUCGGACGUUAUACGUGCGAUACAGACGAGACGCUUCAGGACAUUGCAGGAAAAAGCUGGCUUCAGCUAUGACGAUUUGCGAGCGGUUUUGUAUUUGAAAGAGAUUGACUAUAUGGUGCGUAAGCGAAAUGCCAUUAUACAACAGUGGAAAUAGUACAAUUCUCAUCCAUUCAUUUCCUGUUUUAAACUAAUCGAUUUGACAUCGAAAGUUUUGAAAUAACGAAGCUUCUGCGCGAGACUGAUCUCCAUUAAAAAUAGCAUUGUACAUUUCAACUUUUCGAAUACCUUUGUAUAAAUUAUGUGAUUGUUUACUCAUUGAAUAAUUUAUUAAUGAAUUCUUAAUUUAUAUGAUUCUUCUAUUCUCGUCAGAGCGUUGUGUGACCCCUCAUCGUAUUUCCUAUUUACAAUUUACGCAGAUAUACGGGAUCGCUAGUUCUGAGCGGCUUUAACCAAUUAAAGGGAUUUUCUCAUAGCAAGAUAUAUUCUCGAUCGUUUAAAUUAUCAUUGCCUUCUGAGAGGUAGUAACCGAAUAAAAAUCGGUCGGAUUUGAACUCGCUGGUCUUUGGCACAGAAAACAUACGCACAACUCUCUGCGUCACGAUCGUGUUAAUAUCAAAUAGAUUGAUUUUUGUUUAGAUAAAUCAUGUAAAUAUGUAUAAUUGGCAAGUAGCAAUAAAUACUAUUUCAUUAACGAAUUAUAACGUAAUGCGGUUGAAAUAAAAAUAGAGAAAAAAAAUGACAAGACUACCUUGAUGAUUACCAUAAACACUCUCGCGAGUGUUCGAGGGGUAUGUUAACUGACAGUAAAUAAGUUUACUGUAGAAUAAUCGAAAAAUCUAAUUAUAUGAUAAAGAGAUUAAAGAAUUUUAUACGCUCUAUUUUUGUCUUUCGUCUUAUUGUCUUGAAAGAGGUGAUAUGAGAAAUAAAUGUUUUUAUUCGUACAAUGCGCAAGAUAUAUUUAAUUUUAUAUAAUUACAUGUGUACAACUUAGCCAGCCAAAUGUGCGAUACACACAUUCCGAGGAAUAUGUAUAAACUGUAGGCUUCAUCGCUCUUUAUACAUAUACACAUUAUACUACGAAUCCUUUUUUCGUCUUAUUAAUCGCCACGUCGCUAUAUACAUCGUAGCUAAUAUAUAAUAACACACAAAUUCAAUUUUUUUUUCUUGUAAACAUCUUCACGACAACAGACAGCGAAGAUUUUUACAUUAGUUUACAUCAGUUGUGUUUAAAUCGAAUAUCUCAAACGAGUUGCAAGUAUGUUACGUGCAACAGAGAUUUGAUGAAAUUCUCGUUUAAUUUCUUACGUAAGAUCAAGGAUUCUUAUUAUCUAGAGACAAGCCUGCAUACACAUCUUUGUAUAAAAAAAAAAAAUCAUAGCGCAAUACCAACCCUUAUCGUUACACUGACACGCUCAAAUCAUAUUUCCUUCGGCGAAGACGAGAGGAAGUAUUACGUGUAUAUAUGUGUAUGUGUGUGUGCGAGUAAAUUAAAAUAUUACACCUAAAAAUAAAUCUAAUGUGAAAAUAAAUAAAACGCCAUGUGUGUAUGUUAAUAUUUCGUAAAACGUUCACGCGGAUCAGGUGCGGAUCGAUCUAAUUUUUCGGGAAAAGUAGAUUUUUUCCGACAGAACACUUCGGAUUUCGCGUUGUGAAAAUCGCGCGUUUUCACAACGAUAAUGCGCGCCCUCGCGUACUGAGCAAUUUUUAUCUAACUACAAAUAUCUAACAUUUCUCUCCUUAAUGUAACAACGCUUUUUUUUUUUAACAGCUACUACGCGAAUGGUGUUCCAUUUUCAUAUUAUCGUCUUAGACUAUUGGCAAGAUUUCUCGCGUUUGCGUUGAUAUGUCACUGAACGGUGAACGCGGUUUUCAUCGUAAACACUCCCACGAAGGGAGACUCGUUUCCCUUUGGGAAAUACGAUCCUGCUUGCGAAUUACUUAAUCAAUCGCGACUGAUUUAUCGAAGCACGCACGAAGAGUUAUGAGCAAUUUGUUCAUUCUCACGUACACGCAUACAUAUAUUCAUCCAGGCGCGCUUGUCACACACAAUUUGCCAACGUAGAAUUUUGAAUAAUAUCGUAGCUUCUAGCCGCUAUAUGUAUAUAUGAAUGCUUAAUUUUAAUAGUCUUCUUACUAAUGUCAAUAUAUUAAAUCUAAAUUUUAUAUUGAUCAUUGUCUAUCUAACAACACAUUGUUCAAUUUAGACUUACACAUUAUGUGGUUUACACAUUAUGUGGUUACUUAAAUUAUUAGCUAGAUAUUUUCGUGAAAAAUAUGUGCAUAAGAAUAACGCAAACUUUCGAUUUCUCUUGAAUAUAUGCUGGCAGAUACGACUCGCUUGAAUUCAAUGAAAGAUAAUUUUCCAAUUAACUAACAGACACAUUGCAAAAGAGACAGUAUCUGAGCAUCCGGUCGAUCAACAGACAAUAAUCAACCGUCGCAAACAAGGUCACUGCGACCGGCUGUUAGAGCAACAAUAUACGAGUGCUUGCAAUAAAAACAAAUUUUUGACCAAGAAAAAAACCAAAAAACACAUGUGUGAGAAUACCAAAAAAUCUUUGAUGACCAAGCUUUUUAUGCAUUUAAGCUUUUUAUGCAUUUAAUGAACAUCAAUGCACUUGUGAA
Wasmannia auropunctata (little fire ant) is the source of this 7980-nucleotide messenger RNA. Its product is annotated as thyroid adenoma-associated protein homolog. Gene Ontology annotation, cellular component: cytosol. The transcript is spliced from 9 exons. The coding region runs from base 773 to 5509 and encodes 1578 amino acids. The record is from RefSeq and is a predicted model, not a curated record. Gene Ontology annotation, biological process: tRNA methylation. Lineage: Eukaryota; Metazoa; Arthropoda; Insecta; Hymenoptera; Formicidae.